AAGAGAUCAUUCAGCUGCUAUGAAUUUUGACCUACAUACCAAAAUCAAACAAAUUCUGAAAUAUUUAUUUUAAUAAUCUCUUAUAUACUCCGCGAUGGACGAAGAUGAUUUAGAAUUCGACCAGCCUAAAAAGAAAGGGAGCGCAAAGCAAGGACGUAGAUCGCGACGUCCUCCUGUUGAUGAUGACGUUGGUGUAGCUGAAGAUGAUAUGAUUGCAGAGACCACCCCAACAACAUCAAACUCUAGUAAGAAUCGUAGUGAUGGGCCACCGAAACCACAACGUCGCACAGGAGGAUGGGGAGAUGACAGUUCUAAAAGGAGGAGGGGAGGAGAUGUGGAGGAAGAUAGUAUGGAUUUCUUGGAUGAGGAUUUGGAAGAUGGUGAAAGGUUCCUGGCAAAUGGUGAAAGAUUAAAGCCCACUGCGAUAUCAGAUGAUGACAACUCAGACAAUGAUAUCCCUGUUAUACCAGACCUUGAUGAUGUUCAAGAAGAAGAUAUGAGCAACCAAGUGGCCCAAGCUCCAACCAUGCUUGUGAACAGAGUCUCCACAUUUCGGGAACUUGACAAUGAUCUCCUCAAGCAUGCAGCUUUUCUAACUCUGGAUAAUGAAAUAGAUCUCAAGAUUCUAGCACAGUGUUUAUCGUCCGAGGCUGAUGUCACGGAGGAGGACAAGCCAUGGGAUUGGGACCGACUUUUUACUGAGGUAUCAUAUGAUCUCACAACUGAAUGGGAAGCCAAUGAAGCCACGGAGGAACAGGACACAAAAUCAUAAGUACAUUGGAGGACUUUGUUCACUCGCAAGAGGUUCUCAUUCUCAAACAAGAGGACCUUACCCUCCAACAAGAGGACUUUUCUCUCAAACAAGAGGACUUCUCUCUCACUUGUUGAGUUCAUGAUACUCAAUAUUAUCAAAUACUUCUUUCACGGAUUCAGAAAUUGCUGUUGGAACAACUCAUAUUGAAAAUUAUAAUUAGUUAAACAUCAAACUGAGUCUCUUGUCCCCAUUGUAUAUAAUAUUCUACGAUCUUGUUUUAAGGGAGAAUGGGACACAGAAGCUUGUUGCAAAACUUAAAAAGGCUUGAAUACUCAGAGUGACUUCUCACUAAAAUAGUUCAAUUUUCACAAAAUAUGGAUGAAAAUGUGUGUAAUUUUUUCAAUGUUCAGUAAUGUUGCCAAAAUGAACAACAAACAUUGCAUAUUAAGAUAGAAAUAUGGCAAAAGAUAUGCUCUGGUAUUUAAAAGUUAAAAAAAUUGAAAAGCUCAUCAAAAAUAAUCUGUCAUACCAACACCAAGAACAUAUCAUUGGAAAGCAAAAUUAUGAUUAUGAAAUUAUAUUGAAGAAUAUUAUCGUUUGAUACUGAUUUGCAUAGGUUAUAUUUAAAAUGAUCAGAAAUCCCUCCAUUUGUUGUAUUGUUGUACUUUUGUGUAUAGGUAUGAUCCGAUGACAUACAUAUUGACUGUAUUUUAUCAUAGUAAUAUAUUAUUGUUUGUAUAUUUGAAAUAUAUGUAUAUA
Owenia fusiformis is the source of this 1513-nucleotide messenger RNA. Lineage: Eukaryota; Metazoa; Annelida; Polychaeta; Sabellida; Oweniidae. The record is from the annotation of a GenBank genome assembly.